CGCGCAGCCCCGCCCGCCCGGCGCCCGACGUCAGCCGGGGACCACUGCCAGACCCGCCGCUGGAGCCGGCCUCCCUGAUGUCCGGCCCCUUGUGACGCUCCGGUGCAGCCAUGGCGGGGGCCAAGGGCUGCUAUGAAGGGAAGAUCGCUGGCCUGUAUGACCUGGAGCGCACGCUGGGCAAGGGCCACUUCGCCGUGGUCAAGCUGGCGCGGCACGUCUUCACGGGGGAGAAGGUGGCGGUGAAGGUGAUCGACAAGAGCAAGCUAGACAUGAGCGCCGCAGGGCAGCUGCUGCAGGAGGUGCGCUGCAUGAAGCUGGUGCAGCACCCCAACGUGGUGCGGCUCUAUGAGGUCAUCGACACCCACUCCAAGCUCUACCUCAUCCUGGAGCUGGGGGACGGCGGCGACAUGUUUGACCACAUCAUGCGGCACGAAGGCGGGCUGGCCGAGGGGUGCGCCAAGCACUACUUCGCCCAGAUUGUCCAUGCCAUCUCCUACUGUCACAAGCUGCACGUGGUGCACCGCGACCUCAAGCCCGAGAACGUGGUCUUCUUCCAGGAGCAGGGCGUGGUCAAGCUCACCGACUUCGGCUUCAGCAACCGCUUCCAGCCCGGCAAGAUGCUCACCACGAGCUGCGGCUCACUGGCCUACUCGGCACCCGAGAUCCUGCUGGGGGAUGAGUACGACGCCCCAGCCGUAGACGUCUGGAGCCUGGGCGUCAUCCUGUAUAUGCUGGUGUGCGGCCAGCCGCCCUUCCAGGAGGCCAAUGACAGCGAGACGCUGACCAUGAUCAUGGACUGCCGCUACAUCAUCCCGCCCCACGUGUCCUCACAGUGUUCUGAUCUGAUCGGCAGGAUGCUGCAGCGGGACCCCAAGCAGCGGGCCUCCCUAGAGCAGAUUGAGAUGCACCCCUGGCUGCAGGGCGUGGACCCCUCCCCAGCCAGCCGCUGCCUGCUGCCCCUGACGUCGCACAAGCGGGUGUCUGAGGAGGAACAUGACAUCAUCAUCCAGGCCAUGACAUGCGGGAACAUAGCGGAUCGGGACGUCAUCCAGGAGGCCCUGGAGGCCGAUCGCUACAACCACAUUACGGCCACGUACUUCCUGCUGGCAGAGCGGAUCCUCCGGGAGAAGCAGGAGAAGCAAAGUCACAAGCUCAGCUUGGUCUACAACCUGGCCCAGCAGGUGCAGAAUGGCGCCAAUCUGUCGGACCCAUUCAGCGCCAUGGGCGACUCCCGGGACCUCUCGCCCUUUGCAGAGAUGCCAGAUAGACUGGCAGCUUUCUCCAACCCCCAGCCCCGGGCUGCCGCCGAGGAUUCUGGGAAAAGAGAUGGCAGACCCAUUUCUUUUUCUGCCCUGGGGGACGACAACACGCCCCAUGGAAAUGAGCAGCUGGUCCGAGCCCUGCUCAGUCCCGCCCUGGCGGACGCCCCCAUGGCCAAGAGCACCCCGGCUCUGCAGCAGAUCUGCGAGGAGGAGGAGGAGGAAGAGGAGGAGGAGGGGAAGGCCAGUGCAAUGGGAAGGAGAAGCUCCUCGCUAAACCAAGAGCAAAUGCGAGAUUUCCAGAGCUCCAAGGUUUCCCUGUUGUUCUGCCGCAGCACUGUGGCCCACAGUAAGGGGGAGAAGAGCUUUGGGGCCACCAAGCCAGGCCUCUUGGAGCAGGGCCUGGGGAGCAGCUGGCAGCUGCCGCCUCUCAGGGGGGCGCCAAGUCCCAGGAACGAGCCGGGUCAGCCCCGAGAGGGGACAAGCCACGGUGCAGCACGGGACGCCAUGGACAAUCUCAGCGUAAGCGUUGGGGAGCGCGCCCCCAGCCCCCUCCGUGUGGGGACGCCAGCGGCAGAGGGGGACACAGAGCUCCGGGAGGGCGGGGGAGUGGGUCGGCAGAGGUGCCAGGCUGAAGGCAGCUCGGGGCCGGAGGAGGACACCACCACCACCACAGAAAUGGAGGAUGGGGGCAGCCUGGGGCAAGUGGGCAAGUCCCUGUAUCCAGGGAGCUGCGAGGGCCCCGUUGAUGGCUCUGCCAUGAGCUCUGGGAGCCUCCAGGCCACUUCAAGUGGGAUGUCAGUUCCAGAAGACAAGUCCAGGAAACUUGACAGGCCCCCUGAGACAGGCUCCUGCAACAGGCACCCAGCUGAGAGCACUCACUGCGGCAGCACUGCCGGCGGCGAAACCAUGGCCGACAACGUGAUCAAGUUAGACCCUGCUAAAAACAAGAGCACCCACCUGAAGGACAGGCUCCUGCAGUUCCCGCUGUGCGAGAAGGCUCUGGCCUUCAAGAUCCGGCCCAGCUCCAAGGAGAGCCUGCUAUCCCUGGGGCAGUUCAACUGCUGCCACGUCAUCUAGUUGGGGCCUGGGCAGGAAAGUGACGGCGCACGGUCCCAGGCCAGGGGGUGCUGGCAGGUGCAGGGCUAAGGAACAACAUGCUGCUUCCGUUCUCGGUCUCUUGCUUCCACAGAGCAGCCGUUCUCCUGGCUCUCUCGGGCCGGACUCAGACCCAGUCCUGUCCACAUUCCCUUCCCUUGCCCCAGGGCCCUGCUUUGGGAGCACGCUGAGUGCGCGGUUCCUCCCGUAGCCAUGCACGUGGCCCCUCAGACGGCGACAGAGCGCGCUGGCCAGGUGGGAGCCACCUGGCCGGCCAGUCUUAUGGAGAGCGUCCCCCUCGCCCACCCGGGAUGGCUACUGGUGCUCUGUCAGCUCCCCCUGCAGCGGCACACUGGGCUCCUGCAAAAUUCCUGCCUUCGUGCUGACCCCUGAGCCCCCACAAAGGUAGGUCCAACAUCAGCAGCUGGGAGAGGGCAGCCGCAGGCUGGGAUCGGCACGGGCUAAGCUGCUUGGUCUCCAGGAAGCCCUAGCCUGUCACAAAGACCAGCGUGGUUGCAGCUGCAUGGGCCAGCAGCCAUGCUUCUCUGUUCCUAAGCCAGAGCCCGGGAGGCUGAAUAAAACGUGGGACCCCAAGAAGCACAGCCACCCAGAUCCCCACUGCUUCUCCUUGGGGACGGCCUCUGCUGGGGCAGAAUUUGGGCCAGUUACCAAAGGGUUAACAGCAGAUGUCAAUGCUCCUGUUCUGGGGAGGAACCCAACCUCCCCUCCACUGCAGCCAUGCACCAGAAGCAGCCCAGGGCCAGACUUCAGCUGCCCCCAGGACCCUUUCGCACCUGCUGGCUGAAAGGAUGCACUGGGGCUGCAAAGCACCCUGGGAAAUGCCUUUCCAACUGGCCCAGAGCCAUCUCCAGAUGCCGGUGGGGCUCCGGGCUCGUGCAGGGCAGUCCAACACCCUGGAGAGGGCCACGGUGAUUGGGGCACAAGUUAGGGUGACUCUCAGAGCUGCUCUAACCUGCUCCACUGGCCCCGGCAGCCCAGGAAACAGCCAUAUUCCCCCAGUCUCUGCACCAGGGACUCCAUGGUGGCAGCACAGUCUGUGCAGAGUGCCACAGAGAUCAGCAGAAGCCGUGCUCGUGCCAUGCACAGCCUCCUCUCGGUGCACCACCAGCUCCAGGGCUCACAGCCGGGUCAGCCCAUGGCUGCCUCUGCGAGCAGAGAAAGGAAGGUGCUGAUGGAACCCACAUGGCGGCACCCCAAGACGCCUGCCAGUGCGUAGCAGUGAUGCCAGCAUGCUGUGCGCUGGGCACACGAGGUCAUACAAGGCUGGAGAAGCCCCACCUCGCUGGGGGAGGCCUGCCAGCCCUCAAUGCACCCUCUUCCUUCUUGCAGCCAGGCUGUGCCCCUAGAGCCUGGCGUCCUGUUGGUCCUGGGGGCACGUCAUGUGACUCUCAGUGCCCAGGCAACCAGCUGCUGCCUCAGCCCGCCUGGCUCUCCCUGGGGUGUUUUUAUAACUAUUAGAAAUAAUUUUUUAAAAUAGUCUAUUUUAAUGGAAUUUAAAUAGAGAUUGCUAUAUCCCCCUCCCCUGCCUGCCAGGGCACCACACCGCGCUUCCAGCCCCAGCCAUGCAUGGCCCCAGGAGCAUUUCCCAUCCCUGUACUCACCCACCCUGGAGCCAGAGGGGCCAUGCCAUGGCCGACAGUGUCUCUGUCUGCAAAGUGGCUCCUGCUCUGAGGACAUGGGGGAGGAUGUAUGUCAUGCACACGCACACAUGUAUACAAUCUAAUCUGUUCCCUCCAGACCCCUGCAAUGAUAAGCUUUCUAUUUAUUAUCUCUCUGUUUUCUUGCUGGCAAGAAAUGAAUUGUGAAUAGAGUCUGAAGACAGAGCUCGCUGCUGAGUUCUGUAUAAUGUGCACUGAAUGGAUCGGGUCCAAUUGGGAAGCAAAGCAAGUCAGUCCAGUAAAAUAAGCUCUUGAUUUCAAAACGGGCGUUUCUAUUUCCUGUGCUGGGCUGCCAGAGAGAGAAACAACCAGGAUUAAUGUCCUGUUUUAUACUGCUGCCUUCUGCCAAACAGUAACAGAUGCCAGGGCUCUGCGGGUUGGCUUCUUGUUGGAGCAGAUAUGGGUAACGCUGAGUCUGGGUAUAGUUUUAAUGCAGUUUGAUUAUUUUCACUUUACACAGCAGGCCUGGAGCAGAGGUGGUCACAAACAGCAUGCAGGCAGGGCGCAAUCCCCAGUUGCCAGAGACAACUCUGCCCCAAGAACUGACCCUAGUUAUAUUAAGCAGAGCUCAAACGUCACUGCUGCUUGCCAGAGCUUCCUGUAAAAUAAACAUCAAAAAAAUUCCCAGUGCAGCAUUUCAUGGAAGGCUGGUUGGUGCCCAACCUCUGAGGAAACUGCCGUGCCAGACCAUGUGUGCCAGCGCCCCCUGCUGUUCACCAAAGGUUAUUUUCAGGUUCCCAAAAGUGAGCUGGACAGGGGAGAGAAACUCCCUGUUCUGAGGGCUUUAGAGCCCAAAUUCAGGGAGGACCAACAAGCAGGGAAGCCAGGCGCUGAGGAAGGAGGUUCCCCUUAGAAGGGCAAAG
Chelonoidis abingdonii (Abingdon island giant tortoise) is the source of this 4899-nucleotide messenger RNA. RefSeq lists its product as uncharacterized. Gene Ontology annotation, cellular component: cytoplasm. The record is from RefSeq and is a predicted model, not a curated record. Lineage: Eukaryota; Metazoa; Chordata; Testudines; Testudinidae. Gene Ontology annotation, molecular function: ATP binding; protein serine/threonine kinase activity. Gene Ontology annotation, biological process: intracellular signal transduction; protein phosphorylation.